AUGGAAGAAGCUACUAAAGUAUUAGGUCGCUACCAUGGCGAUGGUGACGAAUCGCAUCCAAUAGUGCUUCUACAGCUUAAAGAGAUGCAAAACCAAAUCCGACAAGAUGCAUCUGACAAGAAAGGGUGGGACUACUCCGAGUUGGUCAACACUCACUCCGCUCGCCGAAGGCUCAUUUGCGUCUUGGGAAUGGCAUGUUUCGGCCAAUUGAGCGGAAACAGCGUUACAUCCUAUUACCUUCCCGUCAUGCUCGAAAACGCUGGAAUCACAGCUCAGGGUACCAAGCUGAUGUUGAACGGUAUCUACCCCGUCAUAUGCUUCUUCGCAGCAAUUCUCGGAGCUCGUAUGACCGAUACUGUUGGUCGUCGACCAUUGUUGCUUUACUCAAUCCUGUUCUGUUCAGGCUGUUUUGCCAUUAUCUGCGGUACGAGCAAGCUUGCGCAACACGACAUCGACAAUAAGUCAGCGGCAAACACAACCAUCGCCUUCAUUUACCUUUUCGGAAUCAUCUUCUCCUUCGGCUGGACGUGA
Messenger RNA from Aureobasidium musti, 531 nucleotides. Lineage: Eukaryota; Fungi; Ascomycota; Dothideomycetes; Dothideales; Saccotheciaceae. The record is from the annotation of a GenBank genome assembly.